AUGAUGCUCCAAAAAGCACAUGAAGUACUAGAAGCACUCGUUCUACUAGGACAAAAACUAAGAAAAGAAGUUCAUCCCAACGCUGAUGAGCAACAACCAACUGUUCCGGCUCCUGCUGCAACACCAGCUCAAAUCGAGCAACAGCCAGAAGUUCCGGCUCCAGCUCCAACAGUUCCAGAUGUUCAACAGCCUGUCCUGGUUCCAGAAACUGCUCAACUCGUUCCACCAUCAGCUACUCUUUUUUAUUUCAUAAAACUGUUCAGCAUAGUCAAAAAUACCAGAAUAUGCUAA
Messenger RNA from Caenorhabditis elegans, 291 nucleotides. RefSeq names its product Signal recognition particle-docking protein FtsY (gene Y37F4.4). The coding region runs from base 1 to 291 and encodes 96 amino acids. The transcript has a single exon. The record is from RefSeq and is marked reviewed. Lineage: Eukaryota; Metazoa; Nematoda; Chromadorea; Rhabditida; Rhabditidae.